AAAUUUCCAAAAAAAAUUCAAAAAUAUAAAAAAAAGGAAUCCGUAGAGGAAGAUGCAUUUCUUCGCCGCAGUGGAUCAUUCAUCUGCCAACACCCUGGAGUUCGAGCUCAAACGCUUCAACCGCCCGCCACCUCCCCAAAACCAGAAGAACCAAAAAGGAACGAACUUUCUGCUUCCUCUCUAUUGCAGAAGCCAAGCAAACUGUUGGGUCGCGAUCUCUCUGUCACAGCAAUGGAUGAUGAAGAACCUUCUAUGAGCAAGGAUGAGGACGUGUUAGAGAGUUCCAAUAGGAAAGAGGCAGUCACAUAUGAGGGGAACUCGGAUACAGAACCAUUUGUGGGUAUGGAGUUUGAAUCUGAAGAGGCUGCCAAAGUGUUCUACGAUGGAUAUGCAACACAAGUGGGCUUCAUUAUGCGAGUCGAUGCCUUCCGGAGAUCAAUGCGUGAUGGUAAGGUAGUUUGGCGGAGGCUUGUGUGUAACAAAGAGGGAUUUCGCAAGACCCGAGCCAAAAGAACUGAGAACAGGAAGCCUCGAGCAAUCACCAGAGAAGGGUGCAAAGCGAUGCUUGUGGUAAAGAAAGACAAAUCAGGAAAAUGGAUCGUAACACGAUUUAUAAAGGAGCAUAACCAUCCACUAGUAGGUACACCUGCAAAUGGUCGCCGCAGUAUGCUUCUGUCUCAAACACCAGACGAAAAAGAUCUGAAAAUUCGGGAGUUGACUGCUGAGUUGCAACGUGAGCGAAAGAGGUCUGCCAACUAUCAAGAACAGCUUGAUAUGGUUUUGAGGCAGAUGGAAGAACAUUCCAAUCACUUGUCGAGAAACAUUGACGCUAUAGUCCAGAGCGUAAAAGAAAUUGAAUCAAAGAGGGUAGCACCUUGAAACGGUUAAAAGGCUGCUUGAUUGUUUCAGCUCCUUUCAUACGCUAUUCCCUGUAUUCAAGACUUAAUUUGCAAAUGUGAGUCUGGUCAGUUGGUCAAGGCAAUGUGUCUGCCUCUUGCAUUUGAGUUCAAAGCCCCUCCCCAUAGAUUAGAUAAGAGUAGUUUAGAUUAUCGUCUUGUUAAAAGAAAAACUGAAGAUCUCAGUUUUCGGUUGAGCAGAAAUUAAAUUAUCCUGUAGUUUUUGUUCUUUGUUUUUUGUUUUGUUUUGUUUUUUUUUUUUUCCGGUUGAUUUACCCUUAUUAGGUUGUACAAAUAGCAUACGUAUAAGUAGUAAGUUCUUCUAACUCCAUAA
Malus domestica (apple) is the source of this 1230-nucleotide messenger RNA. RefSeq names its product protein FAR1-RELATED SEQUENCE 5-like. The record is from RefSeq and is a predicted model, not a curated record. Lineage: Eukaryota; Viridiplantae; Streptophyta; Magnoliopsida; Rosales; Rosaceae.